CAAACUCCCGUUUGGGAAGAAAGAGGAUACAUUUUCUUGCUGUUAAACAUUAUAAAAACCCUAGUGAAGAAAAUAGUUCAAGACAAAAAAUUGAAGAUAACAUAAUUUAAAGCACAGGUCGACAAUAAGUUGCAAAACUUCAAACUCUGUACAUGAGUAACUCUGAAACUCCGCCUCUGCUCAGGGUCAUAAGAGAGUCAGUUGUUCGUUUUUCACUGGAUUCAGCAGGAUAACGUACCUAACUUAGUCUGAAAAUGAUUACUCUCGUCUUUGUGAGUGCGCUGCUAGCGCUGACUGCUGGAAAUCCGUGUGCAUCAGAUCACGAGGCUCUUCUCCUGUCCCUCAAUAAACAGCUGCUGCGCUCCGUGGACACAAAAGAUACCCUACCCAAUCCCAGUGUGCACAUCGCCCUCCGGCUUUCAACAAACCAUAAUCUAGCUAAAGAGAGUGAAUACCUCAACCGACUCAAGGCAGAGUUUCAUGAUGAUAUUGAGAAAUCUCUCAGAAAUAAUGAGUUGGUGGUUGGCCGUCUUGCCCUGUACAUCUUGGCUUUGAAGUCUUCCUGUCAUGAUCUGGAGAGUGUACAUGUGACUCAUAAUGAAAUCAAGGAGUCUCUCCUCAUUCACCUAAAGAAAGAGAUGGACGAAGAAAAACAAAACAUUGCAUUCGGUCACCGUCCAAAGACCAACUACUAUCAGUACUCUCUGGGCAUUCUGGCUCUGUGUGUGAGCAGUGUUAGAGUCAGCACACAUGUCAGCCAAAAGCUCAUCCAUGCUGUGGAACACAGACAGAUUAAACACGGAGAGUCAUUAUGUGUGGACUCACAUGCGAUGGCAGGCAUGGCACUGCAGUGUCUAAAAGACGAGGGAACUGCUGUUAAAAAUACAGCAGAGCUAAACAGAGCACUUGGCACCAUUAAGCAGAGGCUUCUUGACUCUAAGAGAGCUGAUGGUCACAUGGGCAAUGAGUUCAGCACGGGACUGGCAGUGCAGGCUUUGAUGGCUAUGGGCAGUCAGAUGGAGGAAUGUGGCUCUGCUAUGGAGGCUUUAAGGGCAGAUGUUAAGGAAGGAACAUACCAUAACCCUAUGGCAGUCUCCCAGGUCCUGCCAGCUCUACACCAACGCACUUAUCUUCAAUUGAAGAGCCAAGAAUGCCGCAAUGAGAAUAACACUCUGACUAUUGAUGCAGAUUCCGCUUCUGAAGUCCUCCCAAGUCACGGGCAAGUGUCUCUACAGGUGGAGGUUAUUAAAUCAAACGGGGCAUCAUCUGUGUUUUCCAUUCAUAUUCCCACGGGUUCCUCCCUAUUUGAAGCCCUCAACCUUCUCCAAGACAAACAAACUGGUUUCACCUUUAGCACAGAGGACAGCUUGUGGGGGCCCUUCCUCAGUGUGGUCAAUGAAGAACAAGCACGUCAGACUGAUCGGAGAUACUGGCAUGUCUCCUCAGAUGGCAAAUCUCUGACACAGGGUAUCAAAGACUAUAAGAUUGAUUCAACUCAAAACAUCACCAUUAAGAACACUGGGUACUGAUUCCUCAGCUGGAUGCAAGAGAAGAGAUGAAUGGAAUGAAACCUUUAUACGUUUAAGAAUUCUACUGAUAUAAUUUAGUUAGAUUUUUUUUUGUCAUAAACAACUUAUAAUUUGAUUGUUGCCUUAGUUUGCCUGAAUGUUCAAAGUUUCAUGAAAACAGGAAUCAGAACAUGGCAAUAAUGUUGGUAUUUUACUUUUAAUGCAUUUAAUGCAUAUAUACCUUUUGAAAUUUAACAUAUACUUUUUUGUGUGUGAGAGACUGCAGCUGCUAUGAAUCUAGAUGAACAAAUAUAAAAUAAAUAGAUUACAAAUA
Messenger RNA from Carassius carassius (crucian carp), 1842 nucleotides. RefSeq names its product transcobalamin II (gene tcn2). The transcript has 10 exons. Lineage: Eukaryota; Metazoa; Chordata; Actinopteri; Cypriniformes; Cyprinidae. Gene Ontology annotation, molecular function: cobalamin binding. The record is from RefSeq and is a predicted model, not a curated record. The coding region runs from base 255 to 1529 and encodes 424 amino acids. Gene Ontology annotation, biological process: cobalamin transport.